This is a messenger RNA of Metarhizium brunneum ARSEF 3297, 1146 nucleotides long. The record is from RefSeq and is a predicted model, not a curated record. NCBI's taxonomy places the organism in Eukaryota, Fungi, Ascomycota, Sordariomycetes, Hypocreales, Clavicipitaceae.
AUGCCUAGCGCUACAGCAUCCGGGGCGAAGCCGGGCGGCGACUCGUCGGCUCGUUCCCGCGAUCACAAUCAAGGAAACCAGGGGCGAGCGUACACAGAGGAUCAAAAGGCGGCCGUCAUACGUAUUCGGAAAUGCAAGGGCACCGCAUUUUACGACAUCCUGGCACUGGAAAGCGUCAAGACGACCUGCACGGAAGCGGACAUCAAGAAGGCCUAUCGAAAACAGUCCCUUUUGACCCAUCCGGAUAAAAAUGGCCACGAGCACGCCGACGAGGCCUUCAAGAUGGUCAGCCGAGCGUUUGGCAUCCUGGGCGACAAGGAGAAACGAGAAAAGUAUGACAGGUUCGGCACCGACCCGGACAGCAGAUUUGCCGCGGCACAGGCGCAGAAUCCGUUUGCGGGAUUUGCCUCGCGGCAGGCGUCGGGGGGCAUGGGCCGCGGCGGCGCGGGCAUGUGGGAGGAAGAGCUCAGCCCAGAGGAGAUGUUUGCGAGGUUCUUUGGCGGCGGCGGCGGAUUCGGCGGCGGCGGCCCGUUCGGAGGUGAGAUACCGACAUUGACCCCAUGGUGCUUCGAGCCCGGAACAGCGUGUACUGACGGAGCAGCGUUCGACACAGGACCCCAGUUUGUCUUCAACCUCGGCGGCGGCCCUGGCAUCCGGGUCCACCAGUUUGGCGGCGCGAGACCGAGGCGACGACCGCGGGAGGCGCAAGAGGCCGAGCAACAACAGGGCGGGCUGCAGAACCUGAUGACUCUGCUGCCGAUAUUGAUCUUCUUCAUCUUGCCCAUGCUCUCGUCCCUGUUUACGGGCGGGUCCUCGGGCUCCUCGGUUCCCAUGCGAUACGACGAUCCCCAGCCGCCGUACACGGAGAGACGCUACACGCCCAACCACAAGGUCAAGUAUUUUGUCAACCCCAAGGACGUCCAGUCGUUUAGCAAGUCCAAGCUCGCGCAGCUGGAUCAUACGGCCGAGGCCAAUUUCAUCCGCUUCCUGGACAAUAAGUGCGAGCACGAAAAUAUUGCCCAGCGCCGCCUGCGGGAGGAUGCCAUGGGCUGGUUCUACGAGGACGUGGAGAAGAUGGAACAGGCGAACCGGUAUCCCAAGCCAAACUGUGACCGGUUGAGAUCGUUGGGGUACAGACGGACAUGA